GGCCACAUCAAGAGGAACUGCUACACCAAGACCCCUACCGCGCCAAACUCACGCGCGUUCUCCGAAAGGUUCUGUCCAAUCCGAAAGACAGGCCGCCGCAGAAAAUUCUCUCUAUCGCGGACGUGUUGAUUCUCAUCCGGUACGCCAGAAAGUUUUUCCUCGAAGAGUGGGGCAGUCUGCUUGAAAUCGACCUGAACUGCGAUAAGAACACCACUGCAGGAGGUGCUGGGGCCAGCAGCUUCAGUCCUAGUAGAGGUAGGAAUCUUCAAAAUUAUAGCGACGGAGCAGGUCGUGGUAGUUCAUCGUUAACCACAAGUUCCUCGAGUCAACAUAGUCAGCACCUCCACGUCUGCGGCGAUGUCCAUGGACAGUUUGAGGAUCUUCUUCGAAUUUUUGCCUCUACUAAUGAGGAGGAGAAAGCUCAACAAGAAACAGUAGCUAUUGAUGGAUCGAGAGUAGCCGGCUACAACUACGGCGCAGCCACUUCUGGACUACUACAGCAAGGUCAAGGACAAGAACCCGGAUGGUACAACGGAUCUUCCACUACAAUCCAACCUGUCGUGCCGCUCGUAAACACCGUAAUGGACGAGAACCACUUUGGAGGAGCCCAAGCUGUGACUAACAUGCAAAAUCAACCAUCGAAAAGCGGUGGCUCUCAGUCCUCCGGAGCCGGCGGCGGAGAUGGACUGCGUCACCAGGACGACCAAGAACACGGACAACAUUUAAAGUUAAAAAACAAAAACCUCCACAAAGGGGCAAAAAAUCUGCUGCUCGAUAGUCCCCCGUCGUACAAGCAUCAUGCUGUGCCGCGGGGAGGGGGUGGUGGAGUUGGCACUACUGUCGGCGGCACUGGUGGUGGUCUUGUGGCAGCUAGUAGUAGCGCCGGACAUCAUCCACAUGAGAUUCUCCCCGCAGGACUGCAUCAACGGCAACAGGCUGGCAACAGAGUGUUUGACAGCACGUCGCCUGUGAAAAUAAGAGCCGGUCAGGAACUACAAGCAGCUGCAAAGAACUGUGGCUCUUCUUCACGUCGACGCGGGACGGAGGUUGCAGACUUUCCUCGCCCGAGAAGGAGCGCAUCCCUUGGUGGUCCACCUGCAGCUCUCGAUGGUGCAACUAGUACCCAUAAUGCCAAUGCUGCCUCCGCGGACCACGUGAUGAGGAACAAUGAUAGCAGCUUUGUUCUCCAGCGAAAUAGCGGCUUGUUCCAAUCUUUCUCCAGCGCGGGGGCGCAGCAAGAACAGCACCCGAGCAAGCUGCUCCAAGGUGAAUCUUCUGCUGGCUCCAACAGUCUUUUUGCAGCGGCGGAUUAUAGCUCGAAUUUUUCCAGUAAGCAGUCUCGUCGCUCGCUCCCUUCGUCCGGUGGGUUUCUGUUCGAAAGCUUGAAAACCGGACUGCUGCAUUUCGGGCGGACCUUAUCGCACGAAAGAAGUGAACAUUCACUGUCGUUGUAUAGGAUUUUGCAGGGUUAGUGUAGUCUCCAGUUUGAUGUUCUACAUGUUGACAUAAGAAAAUUUACUCUCCGCGCUUGUUUCUAUCUCAAGAUGAACCGGGAAAGGCCGUCGACGCUAGCAACUUUCUUACGUUCUUGCUAGUCGAAGACAAACGCUUCCGUCGAUUGCAUGAUCCGUUCCCGCAUCACAAGUUUACAGUGAGUUACUUCUUUCUUGGGAUAGACCCUGGAAGACAUGAAGGGCCACGACCAGCCGAGCAGCCCGAGCUACCAGUAUGGAUUGUAAAAAUGUCUGGGUCUGGAAACUUCUGAUGCUGGGUGGCGUAUCAUGAAUAGGCCACAAGUUCUGGCUCAGCAUUGCAAGCUUCUGAGCCUCUAGGUGUUGCCUAUUAUGCAUGACAAUCUGCGUUCCUGCAUGACAGCAAAGAGGGGCUCUUGGGUAACGUGUAUGACAGAUUUAAGAGCCAUGCCAGACAAGCAUGACAAACAUACACUCUUCCAGACCCAGACAUCUUUGCAUUUGAUAACCAGGACUUGGUGCGCAAAGGAAAGUGGGAAUCGAAAGAACAAGUGGGUGGAGCUGCACCUGCAGCUGCGCGGCACGAGGACCUCCAAAAUAAAUCUGCCCGGCUCAGCGGGGACAGCAUGGUUUCUUCGUCGAAACGGAGCAGUAAUGUGAACAUGAGUGUCGUGGAGGACAGUGAGCAACAGAUGAUCAUGCAACAGGGUACCAGCAACGGUAACAACUUCAGUGGCCACGUGCCAUGGGCAGCUGCACAACCGCGGCAUCCAAAUCUAAACGACGAGGAAUCCAACAUCCACUUCGCGAAACGACGCCGAAUCUCCGCGGACUCGUCUAGAAGUUUUGCGGAUCAACAGCGUCUGGAAGAACAUCAACCACAAGCAUUUCUACCUCAUAGUGACCACAUCCACCAGUUUUUUUCUCAAGAACCCCAAUCGAAAUUUGUCAACCAAGAAAUCUCACAGUCCUCUCGUGCGAACAGGAUGAUAGCUGCAAGAAGAGCCAGCUCUUCGGUUUAUAAUUCGGGUUCAAACGCAGCCGCUCUGAAUGUUGACCAGCAGGAAAAAAUUUCUGGAGAAAAUGAAAUCCUGCAGCCUCCGCAGAAUCUUGCUUCAUCCACUUCCUCCUACCUCUUCCUGGGCGAUUACGUGGACCGUGGCAUAUGAAUUGCAAAGGUAUCGUACUUCUCGUAUAAAUGCAUUACAAAUUCUCUUAGCAUGAGAAAUGAAAUUUGUAAUGCGGACCUACCUUAAGAAAAAGAUUUGUAAUGCAUGACUGCAAUUACUACGAGUGCGAUACCUUUGCACAGGAUACGGCAUGCGCAGCAUCGAUGUGGUCUGUCUGCUCUACGCCAUGGUGUUACUUGCCAAACACAAACAGCAUGACAAAUUACCCGGAACAAGUAGAACAGCAUCAUCGGGUCAAACCUUUCUCCUCCGGGGGAACCACGAGUGCCCGUGCAUCAACCGGGUGUACGGGUUUUACGAUGAGUGUAAAAGGUUUUCCAAGCAACACGGCGUGAAGCUCUGGAAGUGUUUUGUCGACAGUUUUAACGUGCUGCCGGUCGCCGCGGUGAUCCAUUUCAACACGUCUCCGACUUUGUCGAGUAAUGCAGCAUCUGUCAUGCAGAACAGCAUUACAACAAACCCCUCGAACAAUAAUCGCCAAGCGAAGAUCCUCUGUAUGCACGGCGGCUUGUCCCCGGAACUAGACUCGCUGGACCGCAUUCGGAUGAUCCAAAGGCCGACGGCCGUGCCGGGGGAAGGGUUGUUGUGCGAUUUGCUGUGGUCCGACCCGGUGGAAUAUCCUCUGCAAAAGUAUCGUACUCGUAUUGCAAUCAUGCAUCACAAAUCUUUUUGUUGAGGUAAAUCCGCAUUACAAAUUUCAUUUCUCAUGCUGCGGAAAUUUGUAAUGCAUUUAAGUACACGAGUGCGAUCCUUUUGCGCUGCAUAUAGAAGAGGACGAGAUGGAACCCUUGCCGAGCAGUGCGGGGUCUUCACCAAUUCUGGAGAGCUUCGACGCGGACGUUAAUAUGAUGCUGGACGAGCAAGAUGAUUUGGUUUUGGACAACAACAACUCUGUUCGUCCUGCAACACACGCAACUACAACGGAUAUUCUCCGUGCUGGAACAACUACAGCUGCAACUACAUCCUCUUCGAGUCUGAUGCACAUAGACAAUUUGGUGUCCGCCACCACGGUUAGUCAAACCUUGGUCAACGCAGCAGCAGCAGCAGCUGCACCAGUAUCAUCUACAACUUCCGGGGGCCCACCUGCAGCAUUAUGAACUGCAAAAGCAUCGUAAUCUUCGUAGAAAUGCAUUACAAAUUUUCUGAGCAUGAGAAAUAGACUUUGUGAUGCGGAUUUACCUUGAGAAGAAGAUUUGUAAUGCAUGAUUGCAAUUCCUACGAGUGCGAUAUCGAUAGUACUUUUGCAGUUCAUGAGCAUCCUUUACAAGCAAAACGACCCUGAUUUCCGCGGCCUCCCUGCCGAUUUCCCCCACGCAGAGGAAUAAAAACAACAAGCCGAAGAAGCUUUUUAGAAACCAGGUUGAAAUAAAUCAUCUCGGGCAGCAGGACCACGGAGGCUCUUUUGUAAACAAACGACUUUAUUGGGGAAAGAACGACCGCGGGAUCUCCGUUACCUUCGGCCUAUGACAGUGCACAAUCCCCCCUCCCCCUGAUUUGUCAUGCAAAAUAACCAAUCCUCGCUUUGCCGCUUUUAGCACUGUUUGCAUGACAAGUUCUCGUAGCCCAAAUGCUGGCAUAUAUAGUACUUCAUUGCAAAUUUCUCAUGCAAAACCGGCAUUCUUGCCGAUGCUAGUAUUGCCGUUCAUGCUAUACAAAUGAGGGGGAGGAAGGUUGGUGCACUGUUAUACGGCCCGAAAACGGUGCCGAAGGUGCUCCAGAACUUGAACAAAAGAGAGAACCUGAGAAUUCGCGAACGGGAUAGACAUAUGAAUUGCAAAAGUAAUCGUACUUACGUAGUAGUAUUUGCAUUACAAAUUCGCUCAGCAUUAAAAAUUGAAUUUGUAAUGCUGAUUUACGUUGAGAAGGAGAUUAAUAUUUAUAUUGCUUGACUUCCGGGUUCUGUAAUCACAUACCCCAGACGAGAGGCGACGGCGAGAGGUGACGGCGACAGGUGGCGGCGAGAGGUGAAACGACAGGCGAAACGACAGGCGAAAGGACAGGCGAAGCGACAGGCGAAAGGAGAGGCGAAGCGACAGGCGGCGACGACAGGCCAAAAGUGGCAACUUCCCAUGCGGUUUCGCACAAGCAGCAUGGACAUUCCAAGCAAAAAAAUAAAUAAAAUUGCUAUUGACUUUCGACAAAAAAAAAAUAGUUUUUUUUAUUUUUAUUCACGUGCAAAAAAUAAAAAUAAUUGCUUCACUCUUAUCCGAAAAAAUAAUUAAUUACUAAUUAUUUUUUCGGAUAAGAAGAAACUAAUUAUUUUUUGCACGUGAAGAAAAACAAAAGACCUAUUUUUUUCACAUACCCCAGACGACAGGUGACGGCGACAGGUGAGGACGAGAGGCGACGGCGACAGGCGAAAGGAGAGGCGAAACGACAGGCGAAAGGAGAGGCGAAACGACAGGCGACGGCGACAGGCCAAAAGUGGCAAUUUCUCACGCGGUUCCGCACCAGCAGCAGCAACAAAAAAACGCAACGACUCAGCUACUUCCGAGAAGAAAAAGCCAACUUUUUUAUUUUUAUUCAUGUGUAAAAAAUAGCCAGCGCAUUCAUAUCCGAAAAACCGGGACUAUUUUAUGCACGUGAAUAAAAAUCAAAAAACUGCUUUGUUGCUCGCGGAACUCAAUAGCCCUUUGCUUUUUUUUGUUGCUGCUGCUGGUGCGGAACCGCAUGAAGCGCUGCAGCUUUUGGCCUGGCGUCGUCGCCUGUCGUUUCGCCUGUCGCUCCACCUGUCGUUUCGCCUGUCGCGUCGCCUGUCGCCGCCGCCUGUCGCCUGGGGUGUCUGAUUCCAGAGCCCGGAAGGAAAGUCUGACGCACUUUGGCUCUUUGCCUUUUCUUUUCGCAAAUAAAGGAGAAGCCGAUCGCGCCCGAAAAAAAGCGCCUCGGACUGAUUUCCAGCGUUUUUAGUAGAAUGCCCGCAAAUAGCCGGGGCAGGGGUUUUCUUCUGGAAUAUCCGCGCACAUUCGGGCGGGGGUUGUGUUCUGGAAUAUUCGAAAGCACUUACCUCCAAAAGCAUGAGGCCCGCCAAGAGCCUUCAGCUGUUCGUGGAAUAUACGCGAAGAGCCGCGGCAGGGGUUUUGUUCUGGAAUAUCUGCGAGCACUCUCCCCGGCCGGGGUUUCGGACUGCCCUGGUAUAUUCGCGAGUAUUCGGGCGGGGGCUGUGUUCUGAAAUAUUCCGAAACACUUCGCAAGACCACCUAUCGGGCCCGCCAAGGGUCUUCAGGUGUCCUUUCGGGAGAAUCUUCGCGCACAACCCGGGGCGGGUUUGGUUCUGGAAUAUUCGCGAAGAGCCGGGGAGGGGGUUUUGCUCUGGAAUACUCGCAGAGGCUUCCCAAGGGGCUGUGGGCUCGCUGUCCUGAUAUACUCGCGAAUAUUCGGGCGGGGGUUGUGUUCUCGAAUAUUCGCAAUUAUUUCGCAAGAGCAUAGGGCCCACCCCGAGUCCCCGGGCGUUCGUAGAAUAGUCGCGAACAGCCGGAAGCGGAGGUCUGUUGUGGAAUAUUCGCGAAUUGCCGGGGGAAGGGUUUUGCUCUGGAUUAUUCGCGAAUACUUUCCAAGGGGCUUCGGCGAACUAACUUUGGAUAAAAUCAACCUUACCUCGAUGAACUUGAUAUUUGCUCCUCGGAGCCUUUCUCAGCAUCGCCAAAAAAAAAGAGACUCGCAAGCGACAGCAAGCAGUUAUCAAAAAAAUACUCUUUGGAGGCUAUACGACUAUUGAGAGCUCCUCGGAGACUAGAUCUUACCGAUCCAGUGACGAUUCACUAAGCAAACCGAUUUGUAAUUAAUUCUCCUCGGAGCCUAGCAGAUUAUGCUUCUUCGGAAGCUAGAAGCUAUGAUGCGCCGCGUCUAGUUAUCUCGAGUCCUCGGAUUCUAUACGGUAUCGGGCCUUCGGGCAUCAGUCGGCCAGUUAAGACUGGACGAUCCCCUCCAAGGGGCUUCGGGCUGCCCUGGUAUAGUCAAAAAUAUCUGGGCGGGGGUUGUGUUCUGGAAUAUUCGGAAAUAUUUCGCAGGAGCAGGAGGCCCGCCAGGGGUCUGCAGGGGUAUGCUCCUAGAAAGAAUAUUCGCGAAGAGGCGGGCCAAGGGUAGUUUCGCUUCCUCUGGAAUAUUCGCGAAGAGCCGGGGAGGGGGUUUUGUUGGUUCUGGAAUAUUCGAGAGCAAGUCCCAAGGGGCUUCGGAUUGCCCUGAAAUAUUCGCGGACAUUCGGGCGGGGGUUCUUGUGUUCUGGAAUGUUCGGGAAUAUUUCGCAAGAAUAUUGGGCCCGCCAGGAGUCUCCCGGUUUUCCUGGUUGGAAUAUUCGCGAAUAGUCGGGGGGGGGUUUGGUUCUGGAAGAUUCGCGAAGAGUCGGGGAAGGGGUCGUGCUCUGGAAUGCUCGCGAAUAUUUCCCGGGGGGCUCCGGACCGCCGUGAUAAAUAUGUAUCCGAAUAUUCGGGCGGGGGUUGUGUUCUGGAAUAUCCGGAAACAUUUCGCAAGAGUGUAGGGCCCGCCCCGGGUCUUCGGGUGCUCGGGGAAUAUUCGCCAACAGCCGGGGAAGGUGUUGCGUCCGUGGUGGAAUAUUCGCGAACAGCCUCAGUAGGGGUCUGGACUGUCCUGGAAUAUGCGCGAAUAUUCUCCGAAGGGCUUCGGAUUGCCCUGAUAUACUCGCGAAUAUUCGGGCGGGGGUUGUGUUCUGGAAUAUUUGAAAACUUUGCGCAAGAGUAUGGGGCCCGCCCCGAGUCUUGAAGGGAGAGGCCUUCUGCUGGGACGAAUACGCGCGAAAAUUUCUCGAGGGGUUGCAGCCCGCUCCGCGUGCGAAGCCCCGGGGCGCCAUUUUGGCCGUCAGUAAUGCGAAGGCGGGGAAUCUUGGAAAAGCGUGCAACUUUUUCAAGUUUGCCGAGCUUAUCCGAAAAUCCAAGGGCGCAAAGCAAUCCAGUUGGCCAGCCUUGCCCCGCUCUGUUCCGUCCCUGGGGUGCCGGGUAUCGCGCGAAGCCCCGAGGCCACAUUUUGGCCGGCCGCAGGUAUUUCCAAGACUGGCAGCCUUCAGAAAAUUUCUCAAGUUUGGCCAGCUUUUCCGAAAAGUAAGCCAGGCCACAGACAAAGCGGCCCAGUUGGCCAGCCUUGGCCCGCUCUGCUCCCUGCUUCUCCGGCUCUCGCGCGAAGCCCCGAGGCCACAGACUGGCCGCAGGUAAUGCGAAGGGAGGCCGGCGGGGAAUCUUGGAAAAGUUCGAAAGCUUUCAAGUUUGGCAAGCUUCUCCGAAAAUCCAAGGCCAUGAAGCAGCCCAGCUGCCUGGGCAGCCUUGCCCCGCUCUGUUCUUUGCUUCUUCGGCUAUCGCACGAAGCCCCGAGGCAAAGCAAUGGCCGUAGGUAAAGCGAACGCGGGAAAUUUUGAAAAGCCCGAAAAGACAAGCCCUCAAGCUUGGCCGGCUUCUCCGAAAACCAAGGCAGGGCCGCAAAGCAGUCCAGCCGGCCAGCCUUUCCCCGCGCGCCCUGCUCCGUGCCCCUCCGGCUAUCGUGCGAAGCCAGGGGGGCCAUGCGUUGGCUGCUGGUGAUGCGAAUGCGGAAAACCUCGGAAAGACUUGGCAAAAUUUCGCAAGUUUGGCUAGCUUUUCCGUAAACCCAACCAAGGCCGCAAAGCCGACCAGCUGGGCAGCCUUGCCCCGCUCUGUUCCCUUCCUUGCCUCUCCGGCUAUCGCACGAAGCCCCGAGGCCGCCCACAGUUUGGCCGGCCGCUCGUAAUGCGAAGGCGGGGAACCUUGGAAAAACUUGAAAAAAUUUCCAAAUUUUGCCAGCUUCUCCGAAGAGCCAAGGCCGCAAAGCAGCCCAGCAGGCCAGCCUUGCCCUGCCCGUCUGUUCCUUGCUUCUCCGGCUAUCGCGCGAAGCCCCGACGCCGCAAAGCGGCCGAAGGUAAUGCGCGGGCGGGAAACCUUGAAAGAACUCGAGAAACAAAAGCGCGCAAGCUUGGCCCGCUUUUCCGAAAACCCAAGGCCAAAAAGCAGGCCGGGGCCGGCCUUUCCAUCCUUUCUUUGCUCCCUCGCCCCUUGCUUCUCCGGCUACCACGCAAAGCCCCGCCCGACGCCACAGAUUGGCUGAAGGUAAUGCGAAGGCGGAAGGCCUUGGAAGGGUUUGAGGAAAUUCCCCAAGUUUGGCCAGUUUUUCCGAAAACGCAAGGCCGCAAAGCGGUCCAGCUUGCCAGCGUUGCCCCGCCCUGUUCCUUCCUUCUCCGGCUAUCGCGCGAAGCCCCGAGGCGGUGGGCUUAGGUAAUGCCGAAAACUAACCAAAGGCAACACGCAAACAAAGCAGUCCAGCUGGCCAGCCCUGCCCCGCCCUGCUCCCCGCUUCUCCGGCUAUCGCGUGAAGCCCCGAGGCCACAAAUUUUUGGCCGCAGGUGAUGCGACGGCGGGGCUCCUUGACACUUUGGCCAGCUCUUCCGCAAACCCAAGGCCGCAAAGCAGUCAAGCUCGCUGGCCAGCCUUGCCGCGCUCUGUUCCUUGCUUCCCCGGCUAUCGCGCGAAGCCCCGAGGCCACGGACUGGCCGUAGGUAAUGCGAGGCGGGGCAUAUUGAAAAAGCACGGAGGCAGCAGAGCAGUCCAGCGCGCUGGCCAGCCUUGCCCCGCUCUGUUCCUUGCUUCGCCACUUAUCGCGCGAGGCCCCGGGGCCACAAAUUGGCCGAAGGGUUGGGAGGGAAUGCGAACGGGCGCGGGGAAUUUGGAAAAAUGCUUGGAGUUUGGCAAGCUUUUCCGAAAAGCCAAGGCCGCAAAGCAUCCCAGGCUGGCCAGUCUUGCCCCGCCCUGUUCCUUGCUUCUCCGGCUAUCGCGCGCGCGAAGCUUCGGGGCCACAGACUGGCCGGAGAUAAUGCGAAAGCGGGGCGGCUUGAAAAAGUAAAAGCCCGAAAGCCGCGGGAGCGCUCUCGAGUUUGGCCAAAACCGCAACCAAAGCAGUCCAGCUGGCCAGCCUUGCCCCGCUCCUUUCCUUGCCCCUCCGGCUAUCGCGCGAAGCCGCGAGGCCACAGAUUGGCCGCUCCCAGGUAAUGCGAAGCCGGGGAAGUUUGGAAAACCUUGAGAAAAUUUUUCCAGUUUGGCCCGCUUUCCCGAAAACGCAAGGCCGCAAAGCAGUCCAGCCGGCCAGCCUUGCCCCGCUCUGUUCCUUGCGUCUCCGGCUAUCGCGCGAAGCCCCGAAGCCAGAAGUUGGCCGCAGGUAAUGCGAACAAGGUGGGGAAUCUGGGAAAAAGUUGCGAAAAGUUUUCAAGUUUGGCCCGCUUUUCCGAAGGCCCAAGGCCACAAAACAGCCCAACGAGCUGGCCCGCCUUGCCCCGGUCUGUUCCUUGCCUCCCCGACCAUCGCGCGAAGCUCCGAGGCCAACAACAAACCGGCCGUAGGCGAUGUGAAGGCGGGAAACCUUGAAACAGCUCGGGGAGAUUUGCCAAGUUAGGCCAGCCCCCCCGAAAGCCCAAGGCCGCAAAGCAGUCCAGCUGGCCGGCCUUCGCCCGCUCUGUUUCUUGCCUCUCCGGCUAUCGCGCGAAGCGGCCCCGCGGCCCGCCAGAGAUUGGCCGUCGGUAAUGUAAAGGCGGGGAACUUUGGAAAACCUCGGCAGAACUUUUCGACUUUGGCCAGCUGCUCCGAAAACCCAAGGCCGCAAAGCCGUCCCGCUUGCCAGCCUUCCCCCGCUCUGUCUGCUCCUUGCUUCUGCGGCUAUGUACCGCGCGAAGCCCCGAGGCGAGGCCACAGAUUGGCCGCAGGUAAUGCGAAGGCGGGGACCCUUUGAAAAGGCUUGAAAAGAUUUCGCAAGUUUGGCUAGCUUUUCCGAAAACCCCCCGACACCGCAAAGCAGUCCAGCUGGCCGGCCUGCCUCGCUCUGUUCCUCGCUUCUCCGGCUAUCGGACGAAGCCCCGAGGCCGCAGGUGGUGCGAAGGCCGGGGACCUUGCAGACAGUUGAGAAAAGUUCUCAAGUUAGGCUAGCGCUUCCGAAAACCUACCCCCCAAGGCCGCAAAGCAGUCCAGCUGGCCAGCCUUGCCCCGCUCUGUUCCUUGCUUCUCCAGCUAUCGCGCGAAGCCCCGAGGCCGCAGAUUGGCCGGGGGUAAUGCGAGGCGGAACACCUCGGGAAACUUGAAAAGAGCCCCCAAGCCGGGCCAUCUUUUCCGAAAACCCAAGCGAGGCCGCACGCAGCGCAGCCCAGCUGGCCAGCCUUGCCCCGCUCGUAUCUUUCCCCUGCUUCUCCGGCUAUCGCGCGAAGUCCUGGGGCCACGGAUUGGCCGCAGGGAGUGCGACGGCGGGGAAUUUUGAAAAAACCUGACAAAGCGGCCAAAGCUUCCAAGUUUGGCCAGCUGUCCCGGAAGUCUGUCCGAGGCCGCAUAGCCUUCCGGCUGGCCAGCCUUGCCCCGCUCUGUUCCCUGCUUAUCCUGCUAUCGCGCGAAGCCCCGAGGCCACGCGUUGGCCGCAGGUCAUGCGAAAAACUCGAAAAAAAAAACUUGCAAGCUCGGCAGGCUUUUCCGAAAACCGACCCGAGGCCGCAAUCAAAAAAGACCAGCUGGCCAGCCUUGCUCCGCUCUGUCUGUUCCUUGCUGCUCCGGCUAUCGCGCGAAGCCCCGGGGCCGCCCUCACAUUGCCCGGAGGUAAUGCGAGGGCGGGCGAUCUUGAAAAAACUUGGCAAAUAAAGCUUGGAAGCCUGGCAAGCUUCUCCGAAAACCCAAGGCCGCAAAGCGAUCCGGCAGGCCAACCUUGCCCCGCUCCUUUCCAUCCAUCCUAGCUUCCCCAGCUAUCGCGCGACGCCGCGGGGCCAAAGGGUGGCCGUAGGCAAUGCGAAGGCGGGCGGGAGAUCGUGAAAAAACUUCAAAAAAUUUUUGCAAGUUUGGCAAGCUUUUCCGAAGCCCCCAGGCCUCAGUCAAAGCCGUCCAGCCGGCCCCGGCCUGCCUUGCCCCGCUCUGUGCCGUGCUUCUCCGGCUAUUGCGCGAAGCCCCGCGGCCACACUUUGGCCGUAGGUAGUGCGAAGCUGGGCGGGGGAAGGGGAGUGCGAAAAAACUUGAAAAAUUGUUUCAAGUCCGGCCCGCUUUUCCGAAAACGCAAGGCCAACUGGCCGGCCUUGCAUGCCCCCCUCCGACAGCUCCUUGCUUCCCCCGCUAUCGCGCGAAGCCGCGGGGCCGCCUCUAUCUUGCAUCGGCCUCGGUAGUUUUUCCCGGUUCGCUUGGCCAGCGUUUCCGAAAACGCAAGGCCGCGCGCAAAGCAGUCCCGCCGGCAAGCCUUGCCCCGCUUUGCUUCAUUUUUGCUCCCUGAGCUACCUAGCGCGCGAAGCCCCAGCGCCACACUUUGGCUGCAGGCGGUGCGACCCUGGGAGGUCUUGCAAAAGCUCCGAAGUCUCGCCGCCUUUUCCGAAAACUCAGCCAAGCCCGCAAAGCAGCCCAGCGAGCCAGCCAUCCCUUGCUCCGUUCUGUUGGCUCCCUGCUUCUCGGGCUAUCGCGGAACGCCCCGGGGCCAAAUUUUGGCGGUAGGCAGUGCGAAGUCGGGAAGGGGGGUCUCGGGAAAACGCAGAAAGCUCUGGGGAGCUUGGCAAGCUUUUCCGGGAAUGUAAGGCCGCAAAGCGGUCCAGCGAGCUGGCCAGCCUUGCCCCGCUCUGUUCCUUGCUUCUCCGGCGCUCGUGCGAAACCCCGAGGCCCGCCACAUUUUGGCCGUAGGUGAUACGAACGCGGGCGGGGGACCUUGAGGAAAGUGGCAAAGCCUUUUCAAGUGUGGCCAGCUUUUCCGAAAACCGACGCAAGGCCGCAAAGGAAGCAACACAGCUGGCCAACCUUGCCCCGCUCCCUCCCUCUGUUCUUCUCUUCUCCGGCUAUCGCGCGAAGCCCCGGGGCCACAUUUUGGCCGUGGGUAGUCGCGGGGCGGGAAGUCUUGAAAAAGCUUGAAGGCUUCAAGCUGAGCCACCUUAUCCGAAAACCCAAGGCCACAAAGCCAUCCAGCUCGCCAGCCUUGCUCCGCUAUGUCCGCUCUCUGUUUCUCCGGCUACCGCGCGAGGCCUCAUUUUGCCCGUAGGCAGUGCGAAGGCUGGGAAGCUUGAAGAAGCUUGAAAAAAUUGGCCGGCUUUUCCGAAAACUCGAAGCCGCAAAGGGGUGCGCUGGCCAGCCUUACCCGCUCUGCUCAAUGCUUCUCCGCCUACCGCGCGAAGCCCCCCCCCCUGGGCCGGCCGCAUUUUGGGCGUAGCUAAUACGAGGGCAAGGGAUCUCGAAAAAAGUCUGCGGAGCUUUUUCGUGGGCCGCUUUUCCGAAAACCGGAGGCCGCAAUCGCAGCUAGCAGUCUGUCCAGCUGGUCAGCUCUGGCCCGCUCCGUUCCGUGCUUCUCCGGCGAUCGCGCGAAGCCCCGCGGCCGCGUUUUUUUUUUGGCCGCGCGCCCGUAGGUAAUGCGGCGGCGGGGAAUCUUGGAAAGCUUGGAAACUUUUUCCAGUUUGGGCCCCUCUGCCGAAAACCCAAGGCCGCAAGCAAAGCAGUGCAGCGGGCCAACCUUGCCCCGCUCUGUUCCUUGCCUCCCCGACUAUCGCCCUGGCCUCGUGCCUCGGCCCUUGCUCUCAUGCGAGAGAGCGGCGCCCAGCGUCCAGAUUUGUUCGGCGAACUUCGCAGCGCUCGGCCUACGCCUCUGGGGCGGUGGCAUUUCUGAACGGGGCGCACCACAGUCCAACGCCGUCGCCUGUCUGUCGCCGUCGCCUGAAGCCGAAACCCCAGGCCGAACCCCCAGGCCGAAUCCUCAAGCCGAAACCGAAGCCAAGGGCCCGCGUGGGGACCCUGUCCCCACGCUCGGACCUUGUUUGUCAUGCACAAUUCCGAUUAGUACAACGAGUACGAUACUUUUGCACAGGAUAAGACAGGCGAAUUCCCAAUCGAACUCUUCCUCGGACAUCGAGUUAGUUCUCCGUGCGCAUAUGCAAUGCAAAUAUGUCUGGGUCUGGAAACGUGUCGUGAUGCUAGUUUGUGAAUGGUGGGCGCACUGCGUUAUGCAGCCACGCAUGACAUCAAGUUUCUGAGGUCCUUAUGUGUUUCGCUUCCCGCAUGACAAACUGCAUUUUGCAUAACAGGUAACAAGAAGCUGCCUUCCUGCUCAUGCAUUACAGAUUUAACAGUCAUGUGAGACAAGCAUGACAAGCCUGCAUUCUUCCAGACCCAGACAUAUUUGCAGUUCAUAGCGCACCAGGUAGUGCAAGACGGGUACGAGUUUUUCGCAGACAAGAAGGUGGUCACGCUGUUCUUAUCAAAUAUAAAAAUGUCUGGGUCUGGAAGCUUGCCAGGUUUGUCAUGCAUAUUUUGGAAGACUCAUCAUGUCAGUGAUGCAUGCUCUAACAUGGCAGAUUUUUAGAGGCCUUUGUGAUGCCUCUACCGCAUGAGAAAUGCCCUCUCCGGGUAGCACAAACCGGAGUUCUGUUGCCGGUCAUACAAUGCAAAUUUAUGUAGAAUCCAGAGACAGCAUCACAAGUUUAGAAUCUUCCAGACCCAGACAUUUUUGCAUUUGAUAGUUCUCCGCACCAAACUAUUGCGGGGAAUUCGACAACUCGGCGGCGAUUUUGACGUUAAAACCGGUCGUGAAAUCGAAACCGUUAUGAACUGCAAAAGUAUCGUACUCGUUGUACGAAUAGCAUUUAUGCAUUACAAAUUUCUUUUUCAAGGUAAAUCAGCAUGAAAAAUUCCAUUUGUCAUGCUGAGCUAAUUUGUAUUGCAAUACUACGAGUACGAGUACGAUACUUUUGCAGUUCAUAACCGUUGUUGGAUGAAUACGAAAUCCGCUGCAGGUUCCACGUCAUGCAGGCGGCGGGGUGAGGAUUUGAUUUCGAAUUGGAUCUUCAAGACAGUACUAGGUGCAGGCGGUCUUGUGCUGCUGGGCAGCGACCGUUGGCGUUAGAAGAGCGUACUUACAAACUGGUGCACAAAAAGCGAAAUUAAUUACUACAUUCAGGGCACACGCGCAUCUUCACAGACUGACAACGUAUUUACUGUGCUCGAAGAUGUUAUCAGAGCAACUACUUGGUCGUCGUGAUGUGUGUAAAUUUUUUGAAAGAUCAUGUUGACGCGUUGGCAUUGUACAGUACUACCACAAAGUUCUUGAAGAAUUAUGGAAGUUAGCACAGGAGUUGUAGUUGUUGAUAAUAUCCCGCCUCGCCAACAUCAACAUGCUAAAUUUACAGAAGAGAACACGCACUCUACUCACGGUUUCCUAUAAAAGUUGUACGAAAUUAUAAAGAAGCUACGCUGUACGUUUCAACAAUUAUUUAUUAAGCGAGGACAGGUGGACCAUUUCCGGACGCCGGGGAAGGCGCGUGGAAAAGCUCAUUACAACCUCCCGCGGUCGACGGUCUUCGCAGAAAAAAAAAGUUGUGGUGCUGAUGUUCGUCCAGCGCGGAUAGGGAUCAACUUCUAUCUCGGGAUCAAAUCAUGCUCACGUGUACUAAAAACGAUGAAGAAAUCUCAUGGUAUUCCUAU
This is a messenger RNA of Amoebophrya sp. A120, 15081 nucleotides long. The record is from the annotation of a GenBank genome assembly. Lineage: Eukaryota; Dinophyceae; Syndiniales; Amoebophryaceae.